Alternaria arbusti is the source of this 570-nucleotide messenger RNA. RefSeq lists its product as uncharacterized. NCBI's taxonomy places the organism in Eukaryota, Fungi, Ascomycota, Dothideomycetes, Pleosporales, Pleosporaceae. Gene Ontology annotation, molecular function: RNA binding; structural constituent of ribosome. Gene Ontology annotation, cellular component: ribosome; cytosolic large ribosomal subunit. Gene Ontology annotation, biological process: translation. The record is from RefSeq and is a predicted model, not a curated record. Bases 1 to 570 code for a protein of 189 amino acids. The transcript is spliced from 5 exons.
AUGGGAAUCGACCUCGACCGCCACCAUGUUCGAGACGGGCACCGCAAGGUCCCUAAGUCUACCAACCCCUACGUCAGGCUGUUGGUGCGCCUUUACAAGUUCCUGGCUCGCCGUACCGAUGCCAACUUCAACAAGACCGUUCUGCGACGCCUCAUGAUGUCGAAGACCAACCGCCCCCCGGUCUCCGUUUCCAAGAUCGUCGCGAACGCCGCCAACAAGCACUCCGCCAAGGAGCACGCCGGCAAGACCGUCGUCGUUGUCGGUACCGUCACUGACGACAACCGCAUGCUCGAGGUCCCCAAGCUCUCCGUUGCGGCUCUCCGCUUCACCGCCUCUGCCCGCGCCCGCAUCGAGAAGGCCGGUGGUGAGUGCCUCACCAUCGACGAGGUCGCUACCCGCUUCCCCACUGGAUCCAACACCCUCCUCCUCCGUGGACCCAAGAACGCCCGUGAGGCCUUCAAGCAUUUCGGCUUCGGUCCCCACUCCCACAAGAAGCCUUACGUCGAGAGCAAGGGCCGCAAGUUCGAGCGUGCCCGUGGACGCAGAAGGUCGCGUGGUUUCAAGGUUUAA